UUGUUUCUCAGGCUGAUUUUCCAUCACUUCCUGCAUCCCAGACCCAUCAUUCCACUGAACCCACCAAGACUUUCGUUUCUAAAACACCACGUAAAAGGGCUCCAACUGCUAGGGCCAUUGCUGCUGUUGUUCGUGGCAUGACAAUUAAAGAAAAUGCUGAUCAGGGGUUUCAAAUUGUUUAUGUACCUAAUGCUAUCUGUCUUCCCAUUAGUACUCAACGUCAACGUCUUAGGAAAUUAAAGAUAGACAAUGCACGUGUGCUGGAUCUCCACUAUCCUGAUCGUAAGGUGAUGGGAAUGCUUGUACAUAAUGAGUAUGCUCCUGAGCUCAAGACUAUCUUGGCGAGUUAUGGUGUUACUACUUUGGAUAACUUUGAUCCUCUGGACCCUGUUCACCUCCGUGACCCAGCUCUGGCCUCUCUUUCACUUGAUGAUAGGGCAACAAAAGCUAUACAUGUUUACAAUGAUUGUAUGCUACGUGCCAUUGAAUUCAUUAGGGCUCCUGUCAAGUUUGCUGUUGCACGUUCCUUUUGCUCUCAGGGAUGGAUUAGUGAUGACCAACUAGCUGAGAUUGUUCCCCCACGACCCACCAAAAAAGACUUGGACAUCUCUAUACAUACUGCCAGCAUCACCAUCCCUUCAUUCUCUGAUCUAUGA
This is a messenger RNA of Phycomyces blakesleeanus NRRL 1555(-), 656 nucleotides long. RefSeq lists its product as hypothetical. The annotation marks the transcript as partial. The record is from RefSeq and is a predicted model, not a curated record. The transcript has a single exon. NCBI's taxonomy places the organism in Eukaryota, Fungi, Mucoromycota, Mucoromycetes, Mucorales, Phycomycetaceae.